GUUGCUUAAGUACAGGCUUGUUAAGAUUAUUAUCUGGAGAUGAUGGACAGGGGGAAUGAUGCAGGGGGUUGAGAUUUGAGAUGGGGGGAUUGCGAUGGAGCACUUGAAAUACCUACUACUAUGUACUUUACUCAUGGGGCACUCGUACACGCUUAAGUUGAACGCAAGGAAGUUAGUGUCCCAUCUCGAAUUGGUUUACGGCUACAAAGGUCAUCUAGUGUCUACAGCAGCGUUAGUUUUGUGCAAAAUGCAAUGUGAAAGCCGCCCGCGGGAGAGAAAGUAUUGCUGGGCUAUAACAUCACACGUAGCACGUACAUGCAUGCGUGCAUGUGCACUCAACGGUACCUACAUGGAUACCUUACCUAGGCAUUUAAGGCCUGGUCCGGUGGCUGCCAGUGCAGUUGCUAGGACGCAGGACACUCGGGGCGGUUGAAGUAUCCCGAGUAAGCGAGGCAGAGCAUGCGCGGCAUAGCACGAGACGGACA
Truncatella angustata is the source of this 485-nucleotide messenger RNA. RefSeq lists its product as uncharacterized. The coding region runs from base 95 to 433 and encodes 112 amino acids. The transcript has a single exon. The record is from RefSeq and is a predicted model, not a curated record. NCBI's taxonomy places the organism in Eukaryota, Fungi, Ascomycota, Sordariomycetes, Amphisphaeriales, Sporocadaceae.